Auanema sp. JU1783 is the source of this 825-nucleotide messenger RNA. The record is from the annotation of a GenBank genome assembly. NCBI's taxonomy places the organism in Eukaryota, Metazoa, Nematoda, Chromadorea, Rhabditida, Rhabditidae.
AUGGCCAAAAGAAAGCUCGAGCGUAUUUCAAAGUCUCCGACUCCCACAAGUGAUCGUCGACUAGAAAAAACUUCUGAUGGUCGUUUGGAGAAAAAUACUGAACGUGGUUCGGAAAAAACUGAUGAACGUCGUAUUGGAAAAAAAAAUCAACGGCCUGUUGGGCCUGCUUCUUCUAUAGAAAAUGCUGAUCCUGCAAAUGCUGAUCCUGCAAACGCUGAUCCUGCAAGUGCUGAUCCUGCGAAUGCUGACAAUCCUGAUGGUGCUCCUGCAAAUGCUGAUAAUCCUGAUGGUGCUCCUGCAAAUGCUGACAAUCCUGAUGGUGCUCCUGCAAAUGCUGACAAACCUGAUAGUGCUCCUGCAGGGGAUGGUGCGCCAGGUUCUAGUGCACCAACCAAACCGGAAGAAUACAUUGUUGAGAAAGUGAUGAACAAACGAUUUGUUAAUGGUUCAAUAGAGUAUCUGCUGAAAUGGAAGGGAUACAGCAUUGGAGAAUCCACUUGGGAGCCACUGGACUUCAUAAAUGCGUUAGAACUCAUAGAAGAGUAUGAGGAAAGAGUCAAGCACAAGACUGACCUUCCGAAUUAUGUCAUCACCAAUGAACGAGAUGUCACUAUGGUAGUUGGAAUCUCUCGUGUUAUUGGUCGGCUUGAAUUUGUAGUUAAGUACAGAGAUGGAACAGCUCUUCUUGUUCCAGCUAGGUUUGCUAACGUUAGAUAUCCGCUGCGUGUCAUCGAGUUCUACGAAAGAAAUUUGAAAAUGAUACCAAAUAUCAAAGUUCUUCGGGAAGCUGCAAAACGUCGUGCUGCCAAGAUGAGAAAAAAUUAG